Messenger RNA from Limanda limanda (common dab), 3621 nucleotides. RefSeq names its product discoidin domain receptor family, member 2, like (gene ddr2l). Gene Ontology annotation, cellular component: membrane; signaling receptor complex. The coding region runs from base 207 to 2837 and encodes 876 amino acids. Gene Ontology annotation, biological process: protein phosphorylation; cell surface receptor protein tyrosine kinase signaling pathway; positive regulation of kinase activity. NCBI's taxonomy places the organism in Eukaryota, Metazoa, Chordata, Actinopteri, Pleuronectiformes, Pleuronectidae. Gene Ontology annotation, molecular function: collagen binding; protein tyrosine kinase collagen receptor activity; ATP binding. The transcript is spliced from 19 exons. The record is from RefSeq and is a predicted model, not a curated record.
CUCUGGACUGAGCAGAACUUUCCCUCUGAACUCUCUGAUCCGGGAGAACAAGCAGAAGGAAACUUUCCACUCGAAACUUUCCACUGGAAACUUUCCACUCGUCGCAUCAGGAGAACAGAGAAGCGGCGGAGACACGACGGGACCGUUACUUUCCUCCGCCAUGAUCCGAGAUGUAGCUUGUGCAUUGGUGUGAUCGGCGGACCAUCAUGCACCUCUUCCUGCUGCUGAUCCUUCAAGCCACAGCAGCCUCCGGACAGAUCGACCCCACACAUUGUCGCUAUGCUUUGGGCAUGGAGGAUGGACGGAUCAAAGAUGAUGACAUCACUGCAUCCAGCCAAUGGUACGAGACCACAGGACCACGUUACGCCAGGCUGAACCGGGAGGAGGGCGAAGGCGCCUGGUGUCCUGAGGGACAGCUGGAGCCUUCAGACAGCCAGUACCUGCAGGUGGACCUGGGCCGACUGACCUUCCUCACCGUGGUCGGGACUCAGGGACGAUACGCCAGGAGCUCCGGGAACGAGUACGCCCGAGCGUAUCGCCUGAACCACAGCCGGGACGGCCUCCUGUGGAAGUCCUGGAGGAACCGGCUGGGAAACACGGUGAUGGAGGGCAACAAAAACGCUUACACCUCCGUCAUCAACGACCUUCACCCACCGAUCAUCACUCGCCACGUGCGACUGAUCCCCGUCACCAAGCUGUCGACCACGGUCUGCAUGAGGGUGGAGCUGUACGGCUGCCCCUGGGACGACGGCCUGAUCUCCUACGGGGCGCCGGAGGGUCAGCUCAUGAUGCCGCCGGGUUAUCCCAUCGCCAGCCUCAACGACUCCACGUACGACGGAGCGCACGAGAGGAGGAGGCUGUUUGGCGGGCUGGGUCAGCUGACGGACGGCGUGAUUGGCCUGGACGACUUCCUGCUGACGCGUCAGUACCACGUGUGGCCGGGCUACGACUACCUGGGCUGGAGGAACGACUCGCUGGGAACUCAGGGAUACGUGGAGAUGGAGUUUGUGUUCGACCGACAGAGGAACUUCACCUCCAUGAAGGUUCACAGUAACAACAUGUUCUCCCGCGGCGUGAAGAUCUUCUCCUCCGUGUCUUGUUGGUUCAAGCCCCGCCUCAUCCCUGGCUGGGGGGCGGAGCCUGUGGCAUUCAAGACAGUGCUCGACGACAGGAACCCGAGCGCCCGCUAUGUGACCGUGCCGCUGAACCGCCGUACCGCCAAGUCGCUCCGCUGCCGCUUCUACUUCGCUGACGUGUGGAUGAUGUUCAGCGAGAUCUCCUUUCAGUCGGAAGACACCGUCCUCCCGACCCAGAUGACCUUGGUGGUGACCUCCACUCCAGCCACUGAGACGAGCAUCAUGACCAACACAUCAGGGACGAUGGAUCCGUCCGCUGGUCCGCCCGACGACGGGAACACGCCCAUUCUGAUUGGCUGCCUGGUGACCAUCAUCUUGCUGUUGGUCAUCAUCAUCUUCCUCAUCCUCUGGUGUCAGUACGUGUGCAAGGUGCUGGAGAAGGCUCCACGUCGGAUCCUGGACGAGGAGGUGACGGUCCGACUGUCGUCCUGCAGUGACACCAUCAUCCUGCAGACCCCCCCGGUGCCCCCCCGCUCUGGACACGGCCCUGCAGGCUCGGCCAGCACAGACCCCCACUACGAGAGGGUCUUCCUGUUGGACCCUCAGUACCAGAACCCGGCGGCGCUGAGGAACAAGCUGCCGGAGCUGUCGCAGAGCGCCGAGGCCUCAGCGUGCGGCGGAGGAUACGCCGAGCCGGACGUCACCCAGUGCACCCCCCACCAGUGCUUCCAUAACAGCGCGCCGCACUACGCUGAGACGGACAUCGUGCGGCUGCAGGGCGUCACCGGCAGCAACAUGUACGCCGUGCCCGCCCUCACCGUGGACUCGCUCACCAGGAAGGACAUCUCGGCGGCCGAGUUCCCACGGCAACAGCUGAUCUUCAGGGAGAAGCUGGGGGAGGGGCAGUUCGGAGAGGUCCACCUGUGUGAGGCGGAGGGACUCCCAGAAUUCCUUGGGGAGGGGUCGCCCCUCCCUGACCGGGACGGCCCCUCGGUGCUCGUGGCUGUGAAGCAGCUGAGGGCCGACGCCACCAGCCAGGCCAGGAACGACUUCCUGAAGGAGAUAAAGAUCAUGUCUCGUCUGAACGACCCGAACAUCAUCCGGCUGCUGUGUGUGUGUGUGUCCUCCGACCCGCUGUGCAUGGUGACCGAGUACAUGGAGAACGGAGACCUCAACAUGUUCCUGUCGCAGCGAGAGAUCGAGAGCUCGUUGACACACGCCAACAACAUCCCUUCAGUCAGUCUGUCCGACCUCCUCCACAUGUCGGUGCAGAUCUCCUCGGGGAUGAAGUACCUGGCGUCUUUGAACUUUGUGCAUCGAGACCUGGCCACUAGGAACUGCCUGCUGGACCGGCGCCUCACCAUCAAGAUCGCCGACUUCGGGAUGAGCCGAAACCUCUACAGCAGCGACUACUACCGCAUCCAGGGCCGGGCGGUGCUGCCCAUACGCUGGAUGGCGUGGGAGAGCAUCCUACUGGGUAAGUUCACCACGGCCAGUGACGUGUGGGCGUUCGGUGUCACGCUGUGGGAGAUCUUCACUCUGUGCAAGGAGCAGCCGUACAGCCUGCUGUCGGACGAGCAGGUCAUCGAGAACACUGGAGAGUUCUUCAGGAACCAGGGCCGACAGAUCCUCCUCUACGCCCCCCCUCUCUGCCCCCCCUCUCUCUUCGAGCUGAUGAUGUGCUGCUGGAGUCGAGAUCUCCCCAACCGGCCGUCCUUCGAGGGACUCUACCAAGCCCUGAGGCCCCACGUCAGCCAGUGAGCCGCUGGGACGAACCACCCUGACUCUCCUCGGCAACACACUGGUUUGUUUCUCCUGGAAACCGACAGACUGACGUGUCCUGAGAGCGAGUCUCAGUCGGAGGAAGGCGACAGAGCCGAAGGUUGGUUUGCUUUGUGGGAACAGCUGCCCACUACUCCGAGGGACGGGAUGCAGAUGGGAUGGGCAAAUCAAAGGCUGGUGGACUCAGAGGAGGAACGUUCCACGAGAACCUUUCAGUCAUAGUGAACAAGGAUUUUUAAAGCUUUUUACAGAUUUCUGUCAAAGUCAGUUUCAAAGUUUCAUCCAUCUCAAGCCUCUUUGACCAACAUAUCUUGUCGGACCUUUUGACAAAUCUUCUUUUCUUCUUGUUAUGGUGCCAAAGGCGUCUUCAACUUUAUUUCCCUCCUCUUCAGACCUGGUAGUUCCUCCUGUCCCUGUGGUUUUUAUUAUUAUUGUUAAGCACUGUGUCUGUGUCUCAGUUAUUCAUGUUCUUAUUUUAACCCACACUGGAGCUAGGGUUAGGGUGAAGUUGUAGUGUAGGAUUAGAUGUUUUAAGAUUUUUAUUCGGUUUUAUUGUUUUCCUGGUUUAUUGUAUGUUCACGUGUUUGGUGUUUUUUGCUGAGGCCGAUCAGUGUCACACGGUGAAACCUGUGUCAGUAACUGUGGCUCAUUAGGGAAAGAAAAACAGAAACCAAAUAAGAAAAUGCCAAAGUAACAAAGGAGGAACAAAGAUUGUUUAAAUGUUCAAAUAAUUACAUGUUUCUAGUAAAAUGAUGAAACUCAU